CGAAUUCUCUCCUGUUUGCUUGUUUAAAAUGGUGGUGGAAAUGGGAUGUAAAUCUCUUCCAAAGAGGGGGGUCGGAAGGGAAGAGUUAGUUGGCUCCAGAUCUAGACUCUGGCAGGAAUUUCCCUCCCUACCACAAUCUGUGCUCUGUGGAUGCGCUGUUCCUCAGUGACUGUCUCAACUGGUAUCUCCCUCCCCCACACGCGCGCACCCGUCCCCUGGAGAAGCACCGCGGCUGACAUACGCUUUAGUCUUCUGUGGUCACAGCUGGUGCCUGGAAAAUGUCUUCUUGCGAGGCAUCGGUCACCUCUUUGGAAGCCUUUCUUGCGAGGUUUGGUGCGAGCUGUGGCUGGCCGUGGCAAUGAGAUUACUUGUCGCUCACUUUGGCAGGCUCUUGAGAAUUGCUCUGUCCCUCUGUGAGUUAACUUCUCACGCACACAGCCCCCCUUGAGAAAAGGCCAGGCCCACGGCACAGGUCUGGUCAAGAUGAUGGAUGGGCUGCAUUUAUUCUUGCUGAUAAACCGUUACGACAAAGUCAUCCUGGUUCUGUCCCCAAGCUGCAGUUUGGCACAAGGCUUAAGGUUUGCUUUUCCCACUGCUCCGGCUGUCUCCCAGGCUUGUGCAUGCCUGACUCUCUUUUCCCCCAGUCCCUUCCAAACACCUUGGUGUAAUUAUAACACAAAGCCCAGUUCCCUGGUGCCGGAAUGUGGCCAUUCACGCGCGGGACGCGAGCUGCCAUCUCUCCUGUUCCGUUCAUCUCAUUAACGCAGACCCUGGCAGGGCUAUGUCACCGCAGCACCAGGCUUUAGAAGUGCGCUGAUGAACAGACCUGUGAUCUCUUUUGAAAUCCUAGCUGGAGCUUCCUACUUGCUGGGCUUAAUUUCUGAAUCCACCGCUGUCCGUGGUGCAGAGACCAAGCCAAGCUUGUUCCGCCCUGUUGUCUCUCGCUGUGCGCCCCCCCUGCCCAUUUCACUAACCCUCAGCACAGAUGUACUGGGGGGGAGCAUGUCCCCCUCCCCACUAGAAUUUCUUCUCUCUGCCCUUUGCUCUGUAGUACUCUUGAUCAGACGCGUGACGUUGUGAUCAGCCUGGCCAGUUCCAUAGGAUGACAGAUCUUCCAGACACUGCACAAGCUUUUAUUAGUCUGCUUGGAAGCUCUGUCUGCCCUUGCAGAAUAUGCCACGGGCUUCCUGUAGGAUCUCGGGGACAUCGAGGAAGGAAUGGCCCCAGGAUCAGAGCAGCACGCCUGGGAUUCGCCGGCUCCUGCCGACGAGCACAGUCCGUUGUUGCCUCCCGUUCUUCAGCACGGGUCCAGAUUCUAAAGGGGCCCUUGGCGCUUCGUAGACUGGCAAACCUACAGAUCCCUGCCCCCAGGAACCUACACCGGACUAGACCCGGGGGAAUGGUGCAGAAAUGGCUCCCCAAUGCUCAUUCACCUUUUCAAGGGCCGUGCUGUGGCUGUCUCGGCCGCUGGUGUUCUUGCUCUCCGAGAGCAGCCAGGGGGUGAGGUGGCUGGCAGGAUGUGCGCUGAGUCCUCACACCGGACUGCCACAGAUGCAGGGACCAGCCAGAGAGACACACCAAGGAACGUACCCGGCAUUGGUGUGUCCCAAAAGGGAGCCAGGGGACCGGUGGGUGGGAGCUUCUUCUGCAGGUUUUCCCCUCCUGCUCUAUUAAAAUGCCCCAGGCAGGGCUGCAGUACAGGGCAAGCCACCCGGAAUUCCCAAAGGGCUCGGUGAUCGCCACCCAGCUCCCAGUGAGGGUGCCACAGUGCGUCCCCGCAGCAGGACUCUCAGCAGCACACGUCCCGUUCACCGCGUCAGGCCUCUCUGCACACUUGGGAGCAUCGGCCGCCCCGGCCCUGCAAAUACACAAUUGCCAGAGUUACGUGCAUCCAAGCAGGGAACUGAACCAGUGCCGUGUGACCUGCGGCCAGGCCGAACUGUUCCCGGUUCAAACAGCAACUGCUGGAUCCUCGCAGUGAAGUUUGUGGACAAUGUGGUUUUUCCGUUGGACGUUUGUCCAGUAGCUGCCAGUGCACCCAAACUCCUGGGAGCUGAGCCAGGCAAUUCACACACAAAAUCAACGGCCAAAGUCAACAAAGAGAUUGUUCGCUGCUAAUAGUUCGCCCCGUUCUGGCCCGGGGGAGGGUAGGAGGCGCAUGUAUGACUGUAGAAGAACUUGCGAUGCUUUGGUAACGUACUCUUCUUGUCUCGUCUAUGGAAUGUCAUGGUCCAUAUUUUCAAGCGAAUGCGUGCGUAACUGCCAGCUGAAGUUGCACAUCCACCUACUGUUGUUGUGUGUCCGUUGUCAUGGGGCAUGUCUCUGACCGUGCAGGGCUUCUCCUCCGGUCCGAGGGAGCCGAGGGAGCCGGUGUCGAAAGGUUCCUGGACAGAGGGAUGGCCUAACAAAGAUCACGGGCGCUAUACAAAGAUCGAUCUAAACUGCAAGCCGGGUUUCUGCACACAACUAGCACAAACACAGAGUUUGGAACCCAGUUGCCACUGGAAAAUAAAAGAGCCAGACGCACAACAGUGAUGCCUUCCAGGAGGGCAGUCGUGGGGUCUCAGUUCCCAGGGGGCUGAAGGGACGCGGACCUUUUGGCUCAGGCUUGGUGUCCUACCUGAGAGGGUGCAGGGAUGCAGAACAGCUUUGUGCCUGUGGGUUGCAAAUGCUAAUCCUGACCCUGCCACUGACUCAGAGGGUGACCUCGGUUAUGUCACUUCUCUACCUCAGUUUCCCCAGGACUAAUAUUGAGAUGACACCCUUGACCUGCCCACGUCGGAGUGCGAUGUCCGAGGCUUUAUGUAGAGUGUUUGGAAAUCACGGCGCUUCGUGGAUGGACAGUGCAAUGAGUGCUGUACGGUAUCAUAAACACACGCGGGGGAGGGCUAGAGACUGUCUGUAGCAGUCACCUGCUUUAAUGAACCAAGCCAGGCUCCCUGGCUGUGAGUUACCAGUGUGAGUUGGGGGCCUGUGGCUGUCGCGGUCCCAGUGGGUCCUCGUGUGCCUGGCCAGACUCUGCCCGCUUUAGUGCACUGGCAGAGCCACCUGCCCGGCUCGCGUGGUACCCAAGGUGCCUUUCUGCUGUGGUGGGGAGUGAUGCUGGGAACCCAGGAAGAGCCAAGCGCUGCACUGGGCAUGGGGUGAGGAGCAGCACAGAAUUGCCGCUGGGGGGUGGAUAGGAACAUCCCAGGGAGUCACAGAUGGCUGCAUCAACCAGUCAGGGGGCAGCCCUGGUGACUCCAAGGAGACCGUGUUCCACUCUCCUCUCUGGAAGAUGCAUCUGCAGCUCUGGCCAUUAGGGGAAGGGCGGUGGUACAAAGUGGGAGCAGACUGGCAGACCUGGCAUAAAGCCAGUGCCUCCAGGCCCCUGUCCCAAGUGGGCUGCAUUCAGCCCACUCAUUAUUUUAUCUGCAUGGUGCCCGCCGUCUGCCAGGAGCUUACGGGCUCUGGGGGCUGCCAGCCUAAGAAGUAUCUGCCUCUCUCCAUGGACUGGGAGGACCAGGGGAAAAGCCAGCUUGGAAGUGGGGUGCAGAGCGGUGGAUAAGCUAGCAGGAAUGGCUUGGCUUUCCCCCACCCCAGCCUCCUCUGACCCAGACAUGCUGCUGGGAGCAGAUGUCCUUGCUGCGGGAUUGGGAGCCCGGGUGAAACCUGCCCAGUGAGCCGUCCCGACGCUUGACUCGCCCUGGCAGUGCCGUCUGUGUCUCACGGCCCAGGCUGGCUCACUGGGAGCUCAGCGACUCCUCCGCGGGGAGGCGGAUUCCCAGCUUACAGAGACAGCACCCUCUCCAGCAGGACGGGCUGAGGCGACAGCUGUGCCCUCCAUGGAUUUCCCUCCCAGCCUUGGCCCGACGCUGCGGGGGCUUGGCCAGGCCCCACCGUAUCUUCAGAAGCUGGGAGGGGGCGGUGGGAUCGUCCAGAACUUUAAGGUUCUUGCAAGAAAUAUUGGGACAAAGAGUCUUGGCUGUGUCUUUCUCUCUCUCUCUCUUUUUUUUUAGCUCCGGCCCUGUUUAUCUUUGCCGAAUUAAAUCCUUGAUUAACCCUUAUCUCUCCAUUUCAGCAGCUAUCUCUCCUUUGGCGCCGUAUGUCCAGACACCCGGUACAGGAUGAUUGAUUCCUUAAAGAUACGCGCGGCUUUUCGGAUACUUCAUUUAUUGUCUAAAUAUUUUUGCUCCCAUUUCAGCAGCUCCCUUAUCGAGCCGCGUUGAUGAUUUCCAGCCCUGCUUUUCUCUGCCGCUCGCCUCCCUUCCUAUCUCUGCCCAGAGAACUGAGGAAGGAAUCGCAGCUCCAUCCCUGAUAGUGACUAUCGCCCUUCAGUCGAUUUUCCUUUGUUGUUUUUGAGGAGGGGGGAGGAAGAACAAGGCACGGCCUCCCCGGAGCGUCUGGUUACAGGCUGCCAUCCUGCCCGGGGACAAGCCACGGGGCGCAUGCUCCGGGCCUGGCUUGUCUGUCUCGCUCUGAUUGUUGGGCCCGACCUGCGGGGAGGCUGCUGGGGGGACGUCACGCUUGGCUGGAGCGUAGUUCUGAGCUGCCUUGGGAACUCCAGGCCAGCCAAGUUUCUGGGGCAGGCUGCACUGGCUGCUGGGGUAAACAUGGGUGCCCCCAGUGCUUACAGUGACAUCCAAACAGCAAGUGCUCUUCAGAGGGACUCCCUGCUCCCGUCACCUUGCUGUUGUAGAUGCACCACAAGCCAUCUCCACUGUUAUUGUCGCUGGCCGUGGCCGUCCGCUCAAGCCAUGCGAAGGGCAGCCUGGGCCAGCCCAACUUUCCACCUAAUAAUACUAACCGUGAGCUGUGCUGCGGACACAGCGCUUCUUGUCUGUUGAUCUCCAGCCGCCGUAAAAAGGAGGCCGGCGUCAGCUGUAAAAUGGGGGAAACUGAGGCACAGAAUGGGGCAGUGACUUGUCCAGAAUCGGACGGUGGCAGUGCUGGGAUUAGAACCCAGUUCUCCGGAGUCCCAGGCCAGUGCUCGAGCCACUAGGAGACACUGCCUCCCCUCAGGCGCUAACUGGGCAGGGCUCCCCUCUCCCUUAGCAGGACAAAGCAAAGUCCUGCUACCUUGUCAUUGCCACGUAACCAGCCCCCCUGGAGAGGAACCUGGCUAGGGAGGGGUGGCCCGCUACCCCCAUAGAUAAAAGCCCUGACAUGUCUCCACUGCUGGAGUUACUCCUCUGCCUGGGACACAAGGAAUCCAGGAGUCCCACUCUGCUUAUGAGCCCUGCAGGGCCGGCUCAUGGGCCACCGCCAUUCAGGCAAGAUACCAUCCAGCCGUCUGAGUCUGGCAGGGGGUUGGACCCAAGCCUGGGUUCUGCUCCCCGCCCAGGCAAUGUUGCUGGCCCUAUUGUGCUAAGGGGUGCGCAUAGGGGUGUUGUGACUAUUCCUUGCCCAUUCUCUGCAGUGCUGUCAGAGCCAGCCUGGACCGGUGCCUGUGAACCACAGAGCUGCCCGGCCCAGCUCCAGGGGCUUACCAGGCUGCUUGCUGUAACAGGGCGUGGGCUUGCCUUGCCUGCAUCCUUCUUCUCCUCUCCUUCCCCCACCCAGGUGUCUCCCUGCCCCAAAGCCCUGCACAGCCCCGGCCCAAAGUUAAUGGCUAACUCCUCUCCCUGCCCCCCCGGCGUGCCUGCCGGUGUCUGAGUGGCGGAGCGAGGGGUCGGCGCUGCCCCAGAUAAAGCUCUGCGAGCGAGCGGAUGCUGCGCAGAUAGGGUUUCUGAUGGUUAUCGGGGCCGGUUCAGAAUCGAGACACUGACCUCAUUGUUAAGAGAAAAACAAGGAGGGUUGUGAGAGCCACCGGGCAGCUGGGGGGGGACCGAGGCACAGCAUGGCCCUGUGAUGGGGGUGGGGUCACCAGUUGUCCCAAUUUUAUAGGGAUAGUCCCGAUAUUUGGGGCUUUUUUCUUAUAUGGGCUCCUAUUACCCCCCACCCCCCUCCUCAUUAUUCACCCUUGCUACCUGCUCAGCCUAGACGCGGGGCAUGUGAAGGUGGAGCCAUGCCAGGCAGCCAGCGCUCAUCAGGCAGAGGGGACGGGCGGCUUCGCUCCUCCCCGAUCCUUCCCCAGCAUUGUGCCAGGACACAAAGGGAGACUGGGCCUGGGCUGAGCCCUGCUGAAUUUGGGGAGAUGGGGGUGCAGGAGAGGGACGAGCCAUUUAGACCAAACCAGUGUAAAUGUGGGGGCAGGGGGAUUUCUCACAGGCAGGGGCUGCUCCUUGAACUAGCCCGUUCCCCUCCGUUGUGUAUGCGCAUGGCUGUUGCUUGCUCCCUCGGCAGCACUGGGCGGGGGGGUCACUUUAUGUGGGACCAUGGGGAAUGGUUUGUUAUUGUAGGGUUACUUGGGAGCUGGGGUUGGAGGGUCACUGGGCCGGGCCGUAGGGGAUGGUUCAGGGUCGCUGGGCUGGGCCACGGGGGUCAGUUUGGGGUCGCUAGGCUGGGCCACGGGGGACGGUUUGGGGUCAGAGGGUCACAGAGCCAAUUUGGGGUAGGAGGGUGGCCCAGGCCACGGAGGCCAAUUUGCGGUAGGAGGGGGGCUGGGCUGGGCUGGGUCGUGGAGGCCAGUUUGGGGUUGCUGGGCUGGGCUUCAGGGGUCAGUUUGCGGUUGAAGGGUCGCAGAGCUGGGCCACGGGGGCUGGUUUGGGGUCAUUGGGCUGGGCCGGGGGGCCGGUUUGGGGUUGGAUGGUCGCUGGUUUGGAUCAGAGGGUUCCUGGGCUGGGCCAUGGGGGCCGGUUUGGGAUUGGAGGGUUGCUGAGCCGGGCUGUGGGGGCCAAUGUGAGGUCAGAGGGUCACUGGGGCCCAUUUGGGAUCAGAGGGUCACUGCGUUGGGCUGCGGGAGCCGGUGUGGGGUCGGAGGAUCAUUGGACUGAGCCAUGAGGGCUGGUUUGGGGUCUCUGGGCUGGGCCGCAGGGGCCGGUUGGGAUCAGAGGGUCUCUGGGCCGGGCCGUGGGGACUGGUUUGGGGUCUCUGGGCCGGGUUGGGGAGGCUGGUUUGGGGUCACUGGGCCGGGCCGCAGGGGCCGGUUGGGAUCAGAGGGGCUCUGGGCUGGGUGAUGGGGGCUGGUUUGGGGUCUCUGGGCCGAGCCGCAGGGGCCGGUUGGAUCAGAGGGUCUCUGGGCCGGGCCGUGAGGACCUGUUUGGGGUCGGACGGUCAUUGGGCUGUUGUGGCAGUAGAGGGCUUUGCUCGGGUGGCCUGGGCCAUGGCGGAGCUCACGGGGGCUGGGCAAUGGAGGGAGGCUUGUGCGGCAGGAGCAGGUUGGAUGCUGGGGGGCUCCAUACAGAGCAGUAACUCCAAGGACCCUACGUCCCAGCAGGUGGUGGGUUGGGGCACUUGGGGGCUGUCAACAACCCCCCACCCGCCCGGGACAAUCGCAGAAUGCAGCUCAUGGGACGCCAGCGCACGCGCUCCUCCUCCUCCCAGAGCGACUCUGCUAGGCACAACGCCAAUCUUUUUCUGCCCAGGAGACAAUUCCUCCUCCCCCGCAGAUGCAGCCAGAACUCCUGUAUCUGGGGCGAAUGUUUAACCCUUCCAAACACCUGCCCGGCACAGGGGCAGGCAGGUGGCUCCCCCAGGGGCAGGCCGGACUCGCUUCCUCCUGGGCACCAAUGAUGGGGAUUGCCUCUAGUUUGGGGGAGGGGGCAGGAAAAGCCAGUGGGAGUAUUUGCAGCUAACUGGGAUCGCUGCUCUGGGACAGAUGAGCACAUUCCAUUGCCCAAUACUGGAGGGGAGGGUGAACCCCCCUCAUUUCCACAGCCUCACCCCCGCCUCUGACCUUGGAUAUUAUUAAAUAUAUACAAAAAAUUAGGAUCCUUUCUGCACCAUCAGCAAAAAGUGUGUGUGUGUGUGUGUGUGUGUGUGUGUGUUUAUCACGCUAGGAGCACUCUGCUCCGUGCGGCGAUAAGGCCUAAACCGCCCAAGCCUGUCAGUCGGAGUGUGAGGGUUUAGAAAUAUUGGGACGAAUAAUUAGAUUUCAUAUCGUUACCGCAGCAGCCAUCGAAGGAUCAGGCAGAUUUAUUUUUUUUCCCUCCUCUGCUCAUUAAUAUUCAUUAGAGACGCACGAAGGCAGAGCUGGUCUGAAGCCAGACACGAGCGGGGAGUGGGAGGCAGAUGCUGCCGUAGCCCUGACGCUUUGCCAGAGGGGUGCAUCCCGGCUGCUGGGGCCUCUUCCUUUCCCCGAGGCCCUUCCAGACAAGCUCCCCUUCUCUUUGUAAGCCCCACAGCCUUCCCCAAAGGACACAACUCCUAUGGUGUGUGUUGGUGCUUUCCCCCUUGUGCAUUGUCUGGGUGCUCACGUCGCCGGUGGCACAGCUUGGGAGCCAGCCAAGCUGGUCCGGGCCAAUGCCACGAACCGGUCCCCUGGGAGAAGCUGGUGUGUAACUGGUGGGGUGAAUAAAACUGGACUGGAAACUUUUGGAUCAUUGGAGAUGGGACUUCCCUGUGUCCCUCUGUCCAUGCUUGACCCUGCUUUAACCCCACUGUCAUGGGUGGGAGGGGGCUCCUCGGAAAACUGCCGAGAUAGUUGUUCAUUUUUGUAUUAUUGUAACGGCUGGGAGCCCCGAUCCUGGAGCAGACCCCCAGUGUGCCGGGCGCUGUACAAACACAGUCCCUGCUCCGAAAGCAUUGCCUAUAGCAGCACGACGCUAUGGGCCGGAGCCUGCUGCCUUCAGUCAGUCCAUAAACUCCUAGAUUCCAAAGCCAGAAGGAACCAUUGUGCUCAUCUCUGAUCUCCUGUAUAGCCCAGGCCAGAGAACAGCCCCCAAAUAAUUCCCAGAGCAGAGCUUUUAGGGAAACAUCCCAUCUCAAUUUAAAAACUGCCAGUGAUGGAGAAUCCACUGCGACCCUUGGUAAAUUACUCUCACUACUAAAAACGUACAUUUCCAGUCUGAAUUGGUCUGGCUUCAACUCCCAGCCACUGGAUUGCGUUAGCCCUUUCUCGGCUAGGUUAAAUAUUUGUUCCCCGUGUAGGUCCCGUGAUCAAGUCACCCUUUCACCAUCUCUUUGUUAAGCUACACAGAUGGAGACGUGUUCUGCAGGCACCCGGCACCCUGUGAAGUGCUGGCCUGGCUCUGCUGCUCCCCCCAAGGGCACACGGCCUGUCCCCAGUGACAGCAGCUCAUGGGGCUGUGAUGAAGGGGCGCGUGAGGAUGGUGCUCAGUGGGUCUCCCAGCUUGGCCAUUGCCCCAAGAGCUAGAGUCUUAGCUGAGCUGUUUUGGGGGGUUGGCUUUGAGGCCAGCCUCCCUCUGCGCUCUUCAGAUUGUCUGGGGGGGCCCAUAGGGGCAGCUGGAAAACGCAGGCUCCCCUUGUGCAAACCCUCCAUGGCGUGGGCUCCAGCCCUUGGAGAGGCACUCUCUCUCCUCGCGGUCUGGCCAUGGCAGAUGUGAUCAGCCAGGCCCCUCACUCAGGACUCCUCUCCCCAACCCCCCGGCAGAGCCAUUGGUUAUCGGCCGGCAGGGCCCAGUGGAGGCGAGGCCCGUCUCUCCGCCUUCCAGAAGGGCAUGGUGGGGCUCUGGUGGGUUGGGGGGUCCCGCGUGUCCUGUUGGGCCUUUUCCUGUGCACAGAGGCGGUGUCUUGGGCGUGUUUAGUCAGCGAAGGGUCAGCGUGACCCAACCACGUCUCCCCCAUGCCCGUGAUGGCAGGGGGCAGGUUCUACAAGGCAGACGGCUGCCCCCUGUCACGGCAGUGGGGGGCAGCAUCGGGCCCCAGUGCUUCAUGGUCUGCUAUUGCCACCACGUGGCCUGUGCAAACGUUUUCUCGCCCCCAUGGGAUUCCCGAGGCUGUGGCAGUGCGUGGCACGUGAACCCGGGGCCCGGCGCUGUCUCCGCAGGCAUGUGGAGUGCUCUGUGCUGCCCACCCUGCUGGCAGAUGCCUUCUGGCAUCCUGCUAACACCAGGACAAGCAAAGACAGUCCCUCCCUUCUCCGCCCCCCCUUCUCUUCCUCCCUGCCCCCGUCACUGGCGCUACGCCGAGGCCAGGGGUGAUACGAGUGUUUCCUGCGCAGGGGGCACGCGGGAUUGUUAGACCCUGAGUUAAGCAGGAGAGGAAAUAACAUCUUGUCAGCACGAGUGCAGAGCACGCCAGCAGCGCGUGGUGCCGGAGGGGCGGCUAGCCAGCGGCCUGGACGCACGCUGCAGUAUUGCUGAUGCCCGUAAUGGCAAUGGGCCAGGGGGAGGGGCUGAUCUGAAUCCAUGUGUAGCAGCUUGGUCAUGCACAGACAUAGAUGAAGCGUUUCGAUGCCCCGGGCUCACCUCACAGGACAGUCAGCAGGGCUGGCUCUGGGGAACGGCGCCGAGGUCGCUCAAAGGGGAGGGGUUCCCCAGCCGCUCUGUGGGGAGGGCGCUGCUGGGAGCUGUUCCAGGACUGCGGAGAGGGGGGGCCGAGAGGAGCCCACCUCCCUCUGAGCAGAACGAGGGUGCAGGUGGGGGAGUUGGGGUGGGGGCUCCACCCUUCGGUGCUGGGGCUGUCCUGAUCCAGUGCCCUGAGACUGGUGUGACAGGAGAGGACCCCGUGGGCUCUCAGACCCCGCACAUCUGUCCCUGUUUGAUGCUGCAGCGACGGCCGAUGCAAAUGCUGCACUGUUGCUGAGUGGUGACCUGGGCUGGUGCCUGGCUGCAUCUUCCGUACCCAGAAUGGCUUCGCACCCAGCUACUCGGGGCAGGGCGGGGAGGGGGUCCCGAAGGUCUGGGGAACGGAGGGGCCUGGGUCAGGAGUGACUCUCGGGAGUCAGUGCGAUUCGGCCGCCAGACAAGAUGAGCUCAGUGGGGGGUAGCGUGUAUGCGACAGCUCAUCCUAGGGCCGAGUUCUGCAGCAAGCGGCACGUACGCUGGGGACGCAGGGGUGUCCUGUGUGUGCAUGUAUCCAAGCAUGCACAUACCCUACCGUAAAUACCCACGGAGACGUUGAAAUGUUUGAUACAAACGAGUCCAAUUUUGAGUGGGUCGGCUAGGCAAGUCAGUGCCCCCUCCCGACCAUCUCUUCCCCCAGCCUGUCUCCUCUUUAUCCACCUCCAAGGUGUGGCCUUGUCCUGCUGCUCUGCACCCCUGGGGGGGUGUUCCAGUAAUGCCUGCAGAGCUCUCCAGCUCCUUAUGCUGGCCUGGCCAGCAGCUUUUUCUCGCCCACAUCAAUCCCCGUAGAGCCCAUGAGGGCCUCUUCGCACGCCUCGGCACCCCAGGAGGAUGUGUGACAGCAGCGUCCACGUACAGAAUGGGGGUGGGACUUAUACAGCCCUGCAGUCCCCAGAUCCUGCCAAUCUCAACACGAGACCUAUGUCCAGGAGGAGCUCAACUCCUAGGGCUCUCCCCUCCUUCCGUGUGUCCCCCACCCCCAGGACCUCCACGGCUGGGCUCUUACCACUGGGGCACAGGCGAGUGGGUACCCCAGAGAGGUAGCUGGCUCAGGGCUUUUUUUGCCCCAUGCUGGGAUGGGUCAGCGACAGCCCUGCAUUCAUUCACGUCUUCUCUGCUGUGUUUCCACUGUUGGCAGAGUCCGCCUGUGACGCUGAUGCUGGGGGACGAGCGCUGCUGGCUGUCCAGGCUGCCGCUGGUGUCCGGAGAAGCCGACGCCAACUCGGUGAUCUACAGGAAGGGUGAAUUGAUCUGGUGCAAAACCACCCAGGCCAUUGUGGAAAAGGAGCUGCUGAGUGCCUUCGUGAUGGCCGAGCCGCAGGGCAUCCCAAACCACACUGUGAAAUCAGAGCCCGGAGACUCCACCUACCCAGCCAUGCUGCAUGCGGACAUACAGCUUCUACCCCAGCAGGCGGGCAUGGCCGCCAUUCUGGCCACAGCUGUCGUUAACAAGGAUGUCUUCCCCUGCAAGGACUGCGGCAUCUGGUACCGGAGCGAGCGGAACCUGCAGGCCCACCUCAUGUACUACUGCGCCAGCCGCCAGAACUCCAGCUCGCCCUCGGUGGACGAGAAGCCCAAGGAGACCUACCCCAAUGAGCGCGUCUGCCCCUUCCCGCAGUGCAAGAAGAGCUGCCCCAGCGCCAGCUCCCUGGAGAUUCACAUGCGCAGUCACAGCGGAGAGAGGCCGUUCGUGUGCCUGAUCUGCCUCUCCGCCUUCACCACAAAAGCCAACUGUGAGCGUCACCUGAAGGUGCACACGGACACUCUGAACGGCGUCUGCCACAGCUGCGGCUUUAUCUCCACCACUCGGGACAUCCUGUACAGCCACUUGGUAACCAACCACAUGAUCUGCCAGCCAGGCUCCAAGGGCGAGGUGUACUCCCCUGGGCCCGGGCUGCCAGCUGCCAAGCCGCUGACGCCAGGUCCGAGCCAGCCGAGCGGGACCCCCAUCCUGAAGUGCAGCCUCUGCGGCUCCGUGGCCGACAGCCUGGCCAGCCUCCGGCAGCACGUGGUACUGCAUGGCCCACUGCCUGCUGUCCUUGGAGGGGCAGAGCCCACACCGGCCCUAGCACAGCCGGAGUCCCCUGCCAGCACCCCAGCGGACGAGAUGGAGAACGGUGAGGCCAGGCCCCCGCACCCAGAAGGCUGCCCCUCAGCCUCAUCUUCCUCGGGUGAGGCAGCACCACCCCUCAGGAUCAAGGAGGAGCCCAAGGACAGCCCUGGAGGGGAGGCUGAGGCGGCCAAAGGCAUCUCCCCGGCAGAGCCGGCUGCCAGCCCCACGUCGGAGCCGGAAGCCUCCUCUAGGGCCUCGUCCCCACGCAGCCUGCACUCGGUGAAGGUGAAGUCGGAGAUCGUCAGCCCCACGCCGGGAUCUAGCCCGGUGCCCAGUGAGCCGGGGGUGGGCACAGCCGGCGGCACCAUCUUCCUGCCCCAGUACAUGUUCGGCCACGAGGCCACUGUCGUGCCCCAGGCCUCCGAGAUCCUGGCCAAGAUGUCCGAACUGGUGCACAGCCGGCUCAAGCAGGGCCACGGCACGGUGCCCCCAGCCCUCUACCCCAGCACCCCGGUGCCCAAGGGCGCCACCUGCUUCGAGUGCGAGAUCACCUUCAAUAACAUCAACAACUACUACGUGCACAAGCGCCUGUACUGCUCCAGCCGCCACCUGGCCGAGGACAGCCCGCCCGGCGCCCGCAAGGCCAAAGCCCCGCCCGCCCCCCUCAAGGGCCCGGCCACGCCCGGGGCUCUGCUCUCACCCCAGCCACCCGCUGCCGUCGAAGGCCAGGGGCCGCCCUCGCAGGAAGGGGAGGCUGAGAGGGACGCCAGCCCGCCUGCCCCUGCCGCGGAGGCCAAGCCGGAGAUCAAGGUGGAGGAGGGCGGCGCCAAGGCAGGCUCCCCCGAGGCGGAUGGGGCCAGCCGGGCCAGCGAGGACAGCCAAAGCCCCAGCAGUUCGGUGGACGACACGGACGACGACCCCAGCAAGACGGUGUGCGAGGCGUGCAACAUCCGCUUCAGCCGCCACGAGACCUACAUGGUGCACAAGCGCUUCUACUGCGCCUCGCGCCACGACCCGCCCCUGCGCCGGCCCAACGCCCCCAAGGUGCCCUUCCUGCACCAGCCCGUCCGCACCCGCAAGCGCCGCAAGCUCUACGAAAUCCACACCACCGCCAGCCCUGCCCUGGGACCGGCCCACCACCUGGCGGAGCAGCUGGCAGGGGGCCUGGCCGGCGCCAUGGACCCACUGGCAGGGGGCACCCGGCCCGAGGUCCCUCCCAUGCUGUCCGCUCUCAUCUCUGUGGCCAAGGUCCACGGCGCUGCCCCCUCCCCCAGCUCCAGCCCCGAUGCCGACGGCCCCAUUGACUUGAGCAAGAAGCCCCGGCUGCAGGGCGAGGUGCUGCCCGCAUCACUGCUGCCCCUGGCGGACUACCACGAGUGCACAGCCUGCCGCGUCAGCUUCAACAGCCUAGACAGCUACCUGGCCCACAAGAAGUACUACUGCCCCGCCGUGCCCCUCCAGGCUGGCACCCUGGAGCAGCUGCACAAGAUCAAGGGGCCCGUGCCACCCCCCUCGAAAGCCCGGGGCAGUGGUGCCCCUGAGAACCCGGAUGCGCCGGGCGAGGAGCCCGACGGCAUGCGGGUCAAGGUGGAGAAGGCGGUGCUGUCGGUGAGCCCUGGGGCCCUGGUGGCCAAACCCCUGGCCCUGCCAGCCACGUACCCCUGUGCCUCCGGCGUGGACUCCCUGCAGCGCUACGCCAGCGCCAAAGCCCUCCACCUCCCGGGGGCCAAGGUCCCGCUGGCCAUCUGCCCCUACUGCCCACUCAAUGGGGCCGUCAAGGGAGACCUGAUUGAGCACUUCCGUAACGCCCACGGGCUCUUGGGAGCCAAGCCGGGGGCAGGCCCCGGACUGCCAGAGGCCGUGCUCCAAGCUGCCGCCAGGACUCCGGAGAGCAGCCUGCCGCCCCUGCCCGCGGCCUCCCCACCCCAGCCCCUCGCCAGGCUCCGCAAGGACAGCUUAAACGGCAAGGAGCCCGCCGCUCCCUCGGCCUCCAACGGCAGCCCCCUGCCUGCAGGCUCCCCCCGGCCCAGCCUGCCCGUCUCGCCCGCCGCCCCUUUGAACAUAUCACCGGUGCCCGAGGCUCUGAGAGAGCCUGGCCUCAUGUCCGCCACCCCGCCCGGCUACACGGACAAGAGCGUGCAGACCGCGCCCAGCAAGGCCCUGCCCAGCCCCGUCCCCAACGGCAACCACAGAUACUGUCGCCUCUGCAACAUCAAGUUCAGCAGCCUGUCCACCUUCAUCGCCCACAAGAAGUAUUACUGCUCCUCCCAUGCCGCCGAGCACGUCAAGUGAGCCCGGCCCCCACCCAGCUCGGCGGCCCUCACCCACCGCUCAUGCCCCGCGGCCGCUGGCUCCGGCCUGGCGAUGGAUUCUAAAGCAGGACUUGCCCCAAGCCAGGGCCCUGCAGGAGGCAGGAAUGGGGAGGCGGGGGGUGGAGGGCGGCUCUUCUGAAAGUGUCCACUGCAGCCGAGAGAGGGACACACCCAGCCUGCGCUGGAGCCAUGCCCGCGGCUACACGCAGCCCCCGUAUGUCACACAAGCUGGAGGGAGGGAGUGUUUCCUGGGACCGUAUUUUUGAGCACCGGGUUGUAUAUGUCUAAAGGCAGCCCCCCCUCGCCCACCUUCUCCCCGACACACCCGCCCACAGCAGGGGUCUCGUUCUGACCCGGUGCUGGGUCUGCAGCGUGGGCUGCCUCCCUGCUCCCCAGAGCUGGUCGAUGCGAUUUUCUAGGAUUGGGGGCAAUUUUGCAGAAAUUCAGUUCUCUCCUUCCCGCUCCCAGGCCUCGCUCCAGCCUCUCACAAUCAGCAUCCAACAGGCGGUUUGGCACUUUGGUUUGGAGAUGGGGAAACUGAGGCACAGAUUCUCUCCCCAGGUCAUGCAGGAAGUUGGUAGACAGCCCAGCUCCCCUGACUCCCAGCCCUGCGCUGAGACCCCCUGGGCCAGGCUGGCUCGUAAACAGCCUGUUGGAAUAGCAGGGGGGUGUUGGCAGCACAGGCCGAGGGGGUUUGAGCAGAAAACCCUACGCCAGCUUGUGUCUCUUGGGCCCAGAAAUCCUUUAGGGGAGCACCAGCCUCAUUCUCCCCUUUGCCAAUCCCUUGGCUGCUGGCUGAGAGCCUUGCGCUGGCACCUUUAGCACAUCACUGGGCAUCCUCGGGUGCCAACUUCUUCCACAGCCACCUGAGUGCUCACCCAGUCCGUGUACAGCCUCGGUACCCGGGCUGUGGCCCUGGGCGCGGGGGCAGUUCUAGGGCACGCCCCCUUUCACGGUGGAAUCCUGCUGCCCAUGGGGCCCCCGUGGAGUUGGUGGAAGCUGUGCCCGGGCAGCACGGAGCUGUAGGCUGGGGCUGGAGGUAUUGAUGGCUCUUGGUGGGGCGAGGGCAGGCUGGGGAGAGCGCUAGGUUGGUUUCUCAGAGCUAGCAGGAGAGAACAGGAGUCUGGGCAAAUAUCCCCUUGGCCCCUCCCCACCUGUCUGCAGACUCCCUCCCUUCUGUAAGGGGCCCCCUGCACAGCAUGGCCAAAGCAGUGGGGCCUGGAUUCUCCUUUCUGGGGGCCGGGCAAGGGCAUCCAAGGCUGGCGGCUCACAGACCCCGAGGCCCAGGCCCCAUUCUUUGGAGCCACCCUCUGGGUCUUUUCUCCAGAGCUCCCUGCAUCGUGUGUGCCCCUCUCUCAUCCCCCAUUGAGCCUGAGCCGACGGGGACUGGAACAAGAAACAAGACAGCACUGAAGAUGAGAAUGAAGCCUACACAUAUGUGUAUAAGCGUGUACAUAAAUAAAUAUGUCUAAUGAA
Messenger RNA from Trachemys scripta elegans, 16166 nucleotides. It is a transcript of the gene ZFPM1, whose product is annotated as zinc finger protein, FOG family member 1. Bases 11041 to 14670 code for a protein of 1209 amino acids. Gene Ontology annotation, cellular component: nucleus. NCBI's taxonomy places the organism in Eukaryota, Metazoa, Chordata, Testudines, Emydidae. The record is from RefSeq and is a predicted model, not a curated record. The transcript has 6 exons. Gene Ontology annotation, biological process: erythrocyte differentiation; positive regulation of transcription by RNA polymerase II; negative regulation of transcription by RNA polymerase II. Gene Ontology annotation, molecular function: RNA polymerase II-specific DNA-binding transcription factor binding.